UCGACACGUUGUGGUCUAUCUUGGUUUACUUACAAAAUGUUUGCUACAGGUAAACGACAUCACAACGCAAACUAGAUAUUAUAACGUACAUUCCCCAUGCACUGCAGUUGGGCCAAAUGCGGUGACGUUUCUUUCUCUCGCGGCAUAUAUCACACAGCGGAUACACUUUUGCAGAUUAACCAUGACUGCUAAACGACCUUAUUAGACUCCAAAGUAGACACGUAGGUCCCUCUAAGUUAAGAUGAACAUUGAUGACAAGCUGGAGGGGAUGCUGCUGAAGUGUGGUGGGGGAGUGGAUGAGAGUGUGGGGUUAGGGGGUGGAGGUCCAGUCGUCAUGACCCUGGGCGAGCGGGGGUUAGAUCACCACCCCCUGUUAGCAGACGAUGAUGAAGAGGAUGAUGAUGACCUGACAGGGGUUUCAAUGGUGUCCCAUGACCUGAUCCCAACUGAUGAGAUGGUGGUACAUGAGGAGACUGUGAAUGGCAGGGAAUGGGGAAUGAAUCAGAGACUCUCACACAAGCUGCCUGUAAGCAUCAAACAAGAGUUGAAGCUGACUUCUGAUCAACUAAUGCUGGGGAAGAAAGAAAGAAAACAGCCCAGAGACCUCACAGAGUGUCACAAGAAGAAGAAGCGAAAGCAGCGCUCUCCUGCCAAGAUUCUCACCAUCAAUGAGGAUGGGUCAUUGGGUCUCCAGAGCCCAAAGUGUCAUGUGUGUGUGCACUGCAACGCAGCCUUCCGAACCAACUACCAUCUACAAAGACAUGUAUUCAUCCACACUGGUGAGAAGCCAUUUCAGUGCAGCCAGUGUGAUAUGCGCUUCAUACAGAAGUACCUUCUCCAGAGACAUGAGAAGAUCCACACUGGUGAGAAGCCCUUCCGCUGUGAGGAGUGUGGCAUGAGGUUCAUUCAGAAAUACCACAUGGAGAGGCACAGAAGGACCCAUAGUGGAGAGAAGCCCUAUCAAUGUGACUACUGCCACCAGUACUUCUCCAGAACUGACCGGGUUCUAAAGCACAGGCGCAUGUGCCAUGAGAUGAAGGAGAGGAAAGCCCACAAGGCUGCAGCAGCGGAGAAAGAUGGAGGACUCCUGCACAACACAGAAUCUCUGGGCUUUUCCUUCUCUGCCAAAGAGUGCUCGCUGCCCAAGAAGAAACGCUUGAAGACUUCAGACAAGUCUCAAUGCUCAGCUGCUGUCACUGAAGACGUUGCCACGGUCGCUUCUCUUGGCGCCAUGGAUAAGGAGGUGGAGCAAAGACCGAACAAAAUCGAAUGUCUACCUCUCUAUGCAGUUACCUCCAAGGUGGUCAAAGAUGAGUAUGUGGUGGCAGAUUAUUCUGUGGAGCUUCCAGACUCGUCCGGCGAGCAGCAUUUGGGGCUGGGUGGGGAGAAUCUCUCCUCUGAGGAGAUUCAUCCUCCCAAGCUGGUCCUUAAGAAGGUCCCCAAGAGGAGUUUGAAGCAACCAACUGAACCCGAACCACCUGUGAGUCUGUCCCCUUUGUCCUCCUUUGAAGAUGGCAAAAUCACCAGGUACACGUUUGAGAUCGUGGACAAACAAGGUCUUCUGGAUGUGGAUGUGGCCAAUUCUGACCUGGAGCCAGUAGAUGCUCUCCAAGGAGGGCAGACGAAACCAGCAUCCAGCAGCACAAACUACGAUGAUGCAAUGCAGUUCCUGAAGAAGAAGCGAUAUCUCCAGCAGGCCACUUUGUCCAACAACCGCAAUUAUGCCCUGAAUGUAAGCAGCAUCACGUCCCAGCCUUCCAUUAGACAAGCCUCAGUGGCCAAUGUCAUCGACGAAACUGUUCCCGCCACCAUCUUGGAACCCCAGCCGUUGAGCGUCGAGAUCAAGUCCAACCACGACAAGAACGUUCUCCCGGAUGAGGUUCUCCAGACUCUCCUGGACCACUACUCAAACAAGGCCAAUGGGCAACCUGAUAUCUCUUUCAGUGUGGCUGACACGGAGGUGACCUCCAGCAUCUCCAUUAACUCCUCGGAUGUGUCUGAGGCCAGCCCGGUAGAGAGCCUGGGAGGUAACCCUCAAGCCCCACCAGCAGAGAAGUCUAGCCUCCUGCAUGAGUACUCAAAGUUCCUUCAGCAAGCACUGGAGAGGACCAGCCAGAACGAUAGCUACUUGAGCAGCCAGAGUCUUACCUUUGUCACCGAGAGCCCCAGUCUCUCCAACCAGCCUCUGUUCUCCACAGAGAAACAGAACCCUUCCCCCAGCAGGUUUACCACUGGUAGGUCAGGGAUGAACUCUCCACUACGCUCUACCUUGGAGAAACCCCAUUUUGGACUACUUGUAGGGGAUUCCCAGCACUCUUUCUCAUUUUCAGGGGACGAAACAACCCCCUCAGCUGUGUCGCCAACCGAAGACUUUCUGGAGGAAGUUGCAUCCUCGAAAAAGACUGAUGCUCAAGGGUUGCAUCAGACUUUUCAAAUCAGCACCUUCGAUCAGAACUUCCGGUCACAGUUCCAGGCCUCGUCACGUUCUGGAAUCACCUCCCAAUUUACUAUUGCCAAUGGACAAGUCAGUCUGCGAAGUCAUGGAACAGACUUCUCUGAAUUCUCCCUUGAGACGAGGUCUCAAUUGAACUCUUCCCCUGAUGCUACAAGGAGUCAAACGUUUGGUUGAGGAUAUUUUUAUUUAUUUCUGCGAUCAUUUUGGAAGGCACUUUUAUAUACAUAUCCUCUGUUCUGCCAAAUAGGUUACACUGCAAAGGUGGCUGUUGCUCAAAGCAUUUGUGAUUU
Molecule: messenger RNA, 2745 nt
Organism: Oncorhynchus tshawytscha (Chinook salmon)
Lineage: Eukaryota; Metazoa; Chordata; Actinopteri; Salmoniformes; Salmonidae
Product: zinc finger protein 148
Exons: 7
Coding region: 242-2629 (795 amino acids)
Biological process (GO): regulation of transcription by RNA polymerase II
Molecular function (GO): RNA polymerase II cis-regulatory region sequence-specific DNA binding; DNA-binding transcription factor activity, RNA polymerase II-specific
Source: RefSeq, a predicted model, not a curated record